AUGGCUACAACCAACCCGCAAAUUUGUUUCAACAACGAAGACCUAAUAAACGAAUUAAUACAAAAUGUAUUGGGUGACUUCAUCAACGCAAGCGUAACGGAGACGUCAGACGUCAUCGACACAUGCGUAAUGGAGACGUUAGACGACAUCAUCGACGCGAUUGAGACCCCCAAAGAUAACGAUCUCCAGGAUACCGAAAUCGACGACGUCGUCGAAGAAGUGGUUAGAUCAAUGAUGUUGGUUAUUUGCGAUGAUGCGUCGUCCGGCGGAGAAGCACCGUUGACAGAGUUGCAAUCUGUCGAAUCCACUGCAACAUCUGAAGGCGGACCUCUGGGCGACGCGGUGCAGGACGUUAAUGAAGAGCGAACUCCGGCUAAGGGAGCCGAAGUGUUCAAUAGAUUCGGUGAUCUAGUAGGUUGGCUAGAUCCGGGAGCAACACCCGUGCAAAGCGCUCCACGACGGCUGAACCCGUUUUCGGUGACGUGGAAAUGCGUCAAACGGGUUGUACGUGGAAUCUGUUGCUGCCGAGGUGAAGGCGUCGACUAA
Macrosiphum euphorbiae (potato aphid) is the source of this 546-nucleotide messenger RNA. The record is from the annotation of a GenBank genome assembly. Lineage: Eukaryota; Metazoa; Arthropoda; Insecta; Hemiptera; Aphididae.